AUGCGCAGCGGCAAGAACGUAACCAUGCGGCAAGUCGAGGACCAGUCUGACAAUUCUUUUGUAUCCAUCGGCGAUGCGAGACAGCUUGUCCUUGUCCAAGGGAGUCCUUCGGUAGUCGAUGUCGAGAGCCAAGUCGCCUCGUUCUGCGAGGGCGAUUCGAAUGAGAAAUCCAGAAGUCCAAAGAAGGGCCCGGUGAUGUUCGUGAUGCAGGAGGAUGUCUGGUCCGAGUUUCCCAACCCGACAUGCGACUGCAAUGACUAUUGUGGACACAAGAAGCGCAGAAAAAUUCUUGUUCGACCUGGCGAGGAAUCCAGAAACCACCGCUCGAACCGGCUGGUCACCGUCUAUCAGGCACCGCGAAACGAGAGCAAAAGCAAGGCUACUGAAAGCGAGAAAGCCGAGAAGAGGGACCGCCUCCCGAGCACACUCGGUCCCUUCGUCGUCGAUCUGAACUCUCGCAUGUCAGAGGAUGACGUGCGUAACGAAGAACACCUGACUACUCCGAAUCGAGGUGGGACGGUCGAGGCUCACUCUUUCGACCCAAAUAGAAUCUUGGAGGAGCUCUUCCGCACUCUCGAAGAACGUAAAGCUUCUGGUCGCGCGGCAACCCGGAUCCGGCCUCUUAUCGAGGAGGCUAUGCAAAAACGUCGAGAUCGCCAACGUGAUCAGAUCCCCGACGAGUCAGCCAUCCGAGGGAAUUUUAUUCCUCUUUCGACCGUGCCCUUACAGCGAUCGCCGUCACCAGGACACGGCAAGUCGCCACAAAACGUUCUUGUGGGGCUCAGCCUGACCGAUUCGCAGCUGGACAAAUUGUCAGCUAUGCUGUCUCGUGAGGACGAGGAACCGCUCCCUCGCGGUAGGCACUCAGGCGACCGCAAGGAGAUGAGUAACAUUAGGGACCCAUCGCCGAGCAAGAGAUCUCGAUCUCCAACCAAAACACAUCCAUCCAAUAGCUCGCCCUCCAGGCCCCGUUCUCGCUCGCCUGUCAAGUCCCCCAGGUAUCCCAAGUCUUCCGAGGGCCGCAGCGGCACUCAAGGUUUCGAAUUUGACAUCAAGCCUCAGUCUCCGAGCAAGGCGAAGGGAAGUCUCUCUGCUCACAAUGAUCAGGCCCACGGAGCCGUACAUAUGGCCAGAGGAUCUCCGGACCCGAUUGACAUCACAGCCACUCGGACUCGGGCGCGACCGGCUGUCCUGGGAAAAGCAACACCCGCUCUGGUUGAUGCUCACAUUGCGCCCAAGAGGGAGCCUUCCCCUCCUAGCAAUUCCGAGAAAUGCCCCUCAGCCUACGCACCCUCGUCCGUCUACUCUCAGGACUCGGUUGAAGCGCAGUACCCCUCUUGUGUUAGCCCCCUUCGUAUCCAGAAGGAACAUGAGCCAAAGCAUCUGAGUAUUCUUCAGGAUUAUAUGGAUUGGAGAGACUCGCCAUUGGGUUCCGCUCUGAAUGCAGAGAUCACGACAGAGACCUCUAGCGGAGCCGAGGCAAUCGAGACGACGUACAGCCCUUCUGGCCUUGCCGCAUCCCAAGGCUUGCCUUCUGUUCGAAAAGCAUCUAAAACCUUGAUUGGUGAAAACGGCUGGCUCGAGAGAACCAACAAGCGCCCUGAUCCGAACACUUCCCCUUCCCGAAAGGGCGGUUUCCUCGCAAAUCUCGUUAAAAAAGCCAAGGGAAUGGUCGAAGCCAACAACACCUCCCCGCAUCGCAAAUCCCGUGAGUCGGAGAAAGGCAGCAAUCCGCGCCCUGUUUCUCGUCAGCUGGCCAUCUCUCUCAACCCCCGCGAGCAGUCACUCCUCUACUGCGAGUUGGAGUUCCUCCUGACGACGGUGCUCAACGAGUACAUUACGGAAGAGUUCAAUGAGGGCCGGCUGGAGGCGGACCGGCUCAAGCGCGUCGCCGAGGAAUGGCAGCGCAAGGGCCAUCCCAAGGUAGUGGGCUUCCGGUACGACCUUGAGACGCAGCUCGACCUGGUGCGCAUGCACUUGCACCAUUUCCGCUUCUACUCGCGAGCCGCCACCACGGCCGCCAUCACGGCGACGAUUGACACGAUGCGCAGCAACGCCCGCGUCAUGCGCGUCAGGACCUUCUGCGUACCCGACACCGUCAUCGCGAAGCAGCUACUCGAUUCGCAGACGUUGUUCCAUAUCCUCGGUGCUUUUGCGGAGAAACACAUGAAGCUGGCCGAGAUUGUGGGCUUCUUUAAGGCCGGCCUUGAGAGGGAGAGGCUUGCCGAGGCUGAGAGAAUGCGGCAGUACCACCAGAACCUCCACCCGGGCGAGGGCUUCGUGGAAGGCCAGGGUCAGGGAGGCCUGUCUAGCCCUGGAUAUGGCCAUGAACAACAGGGUGGUAAUGAGUACUGGGGCACUACUGCUGCUACCCCGGUUACGGCUACGAUGGGCUAUACUCGCCAUAGCAACAAAGACCAUGGAAUUGGCCAGGGUGGCUUCAACAUGGACCCGGCUGGCUACGACCCCCGAGGCGAGUGA
Molecule: messenger RNA, 2481 nt
Organism: Canariomyces notabilis
Lineage: Eukaryota; Fungi; Ascomycota; Sordariomycetes; Sordariales; Chaetomiaceae
Exons: 6
Coding region: 1-2481 (826 amino acids)
Source: RefSeq, a predicted model, not a curated record